AUGGAGACCUCUUCAAUAGGAAAAGCCAUAGACAACCGAGACAGACUAAGUGAACUCCCUCAAAACAUCAUCGACAUAAUCCUCUCCAAACUCACAACCAAAACUGCCAUCAAGAACACCUCCAUUUUAUCGAAGCCCUGGCGCGACGCAUGGAUUACUUGCCCGAAACUAGUCCUCAAAAGACAAGAGUUCUGUUGCCAUCACAGCUUCGUCAAAUUCGUCGAAAGAGUUCUCGCAAUCCGUGCUACAUCUUCUAUAACAGCGUUCGAAUUGUAUUGGACCAAUGUUCCGGAUGUCAGUUGCAUCUCUACAUGGUUGCACUAUGCAAUGCGGCACAAUGUGCAGGAAAUCGUGCUGCACGUGCAUUCACGGGAUAUGUUAGAGUUGCCUACUAGUUUCUUUCGUUGCCCUACGCUAAAGCAUUUAGAUAUUGACGGAUCAAUGAGAUUAGAAUACCCACGUGCUAUUUUAAAUUGUUUUCUGAAGUUACCCAACUCGCUGAAUCUGAUAAAUCUCAGAUAUUUACAUCUAAAUUUUGUCAAGUGCACUCAAGAGUUGCUUGAGAAAUUGAUAUCCAGUUGCGCCUUGCUAGAAUCACUUAGGCUGGGCGUAGUGUUUGAAAAUAUUGAAAUAUCUGCACUAAAUCUUAAAACCUUGUAUUUAGAUUAUAUCUAUGGAACAGUUCAGAUAUCAACACCGAAACUUGAAUCUCUUUCAUGCAAUUUAUUUAUGUUUGGCAAAAUUCUAACCGAGGAUUUGAAGUUUCUUGAGGAGGCUGAUGUUUGGUGUGGUGGAACAUUACAAUGGAGCGUAGAUGAAUUGACUAAAUUUUGGAGUCAGCUUAGUAAUGCAAAGGUGUUGAAUUUGACAGGAGGUGCUGUAGAGUCACUUUCUGGGAUAGACUUGUCCUACCAAACGUCUCCAGUAUUCAGUAAUCUGAAGCAAUUGACGAUAAGAGCGCCUUUAACCACGGAGAACAUCAAUGUGAUAAUUACGCUACUUCGAAGAUCUCCCAAUUUGGAGAAACUAGUCCUACACAAUAAUCAGACCACAAACAGGCUAGUGGAUUUCUGGGGAGAUCAUAAAGCCCCUUGGCAAUUGAAAGAUGGUCGUGGUGUUUCCUAUUAUAAAGCCCCUAGGCAGUUGGAAGAUGGUUGUGGCUUUCCCAAUCUGAAAGAUAUCAGUAUUAGUUCAUUUUUAGGGGAAAGAACCGAAUACCAACUUGUGAAGUUCUUUCUUGAGGAAGCAAAUACAUUGCAGAUGAUGACUAUCUAUCGUAAGGUCUCAAAUUACGCAGCUACAGCAAAAGCAAUCUGUGAGAAGUUGCUUGCAAUGCACAUAGCCUCUCCACAUGCAAAAGUCCUGAUCACGGAUGAUUUUCCUAGAGGAAACUGGUUAUAAUCGUAUGAAGCUCAAACUAGACAACAUAUUUCUUCAUACACUAUUGAAGAUUCUUAGUUGGAAGCAUAUAUGUGCAUUGCUUGAACCUAUUUUUUAAUUUUUUGAGCAAGAUCUUGAAUUCAGUAUCAAGCAUUGAUGUUCAUGGUCCUUGAUGCGCCAAAAGUAAAUACCUGAUUUUAUUUGUUGAGGAUGGAGUCUGAAACUUUAUGUUGCCUUCGAUGUAGCCCAAG
Asparagus officinalis (garden asparagus) is the source of this 1631-nucleotide messenger RNA. RefSeq names its product putative F-box protein At1g49610. Lineage: Eukaryota; Viridiplantae; Streptophyta; Magnoliopsida; Asparagales; Asparagaceae. The record is from RefSeq and is a predicted model, not a curated record. Gene Ontology annotation, molecular function: protein binding. The transcript is spliced from 3 exons. Bases 1 to 1401 code for a protein of 466 amino acids.